AUGGCGGAAAUACCACGUGAAGUGCUACGUUGGCUACUAACAUUAGAUAUUAAUCUGGAACACAGAAACCUAAAAUGGUGUGUUUCGAAUGGUAUUCUAGUGGCUGAAAUUUUGCACAAUUACCAACCAAAAACGGUGAAUCUUGGGAAAUUUAUUGAUGGACAGAGUAUAAAAGUCAAGCUACAUAACUGGAACAUGAUUCAAGAGAUACUACAACGUUUGUGCAUCUAUCUGCCACCAGAUAUUAUUGAAUGUGCCGCCCAUAACAAAAGAAAUGCAGGAAUUAUUCUUUUGACCACUCUUCACGAAAUAUUUUCAAAGAAGAAAGUGAAGGAGGGCCUAGCAAACUUCGAUCCCACAGAUCUAGAAUACCAAUUUUCCUUGCCAAUCUAUGCUAGAUCAUGUCUAGCGAAGUUCAUUAAAGAUAACCUAACUUCUUCAGAAAUGGAGACUACACCAGAUCUGUUUACUAAUCAAAAAAAAGUUCAACUGUUAGCUCUGGCCUACAAGAAUAUGAAAAUUACUGAGAGAAUGGAGGAACCAUGGAGAUUUAAAGUAUCACGGUCAUUAGCGUCACAAUGUCAACGUUCUGAUUCGUCAAAAUCAAACAAAAAGUCACGUGCUGAAGGUGCAGGCACUAUGAUAUGCAGUGAGCCAAUUGAUGAAAUGUUAGAAGUUAAUCCUUUUUGACGUUUGCUCUUUGAAAGACGUUGAUGGUGAUGAAGUGCUUACUGAGGAGUCAAAUUAAUCUCACUUUGUGAAACAGAGAACAUAAACCCAAAUCGAUGUUUUUCUAAAUGAAUAACGGGUAAAGGAACAGACACGAUUCGCUUUGUUACCAACUAGUGCUUUUUAUCUUUUCUACACACAGCUGCACCGGCGUUUUUGAAUAGUUGAACAAUUGACUAAAGCCUUCUCUGACGUUGUCUUAGUUUAGUAAGAAGACUUAUACCUGAGUUGCCAUAUUUUCUGAAUUGAUAUAAACUAUGGAUAUUUCCCAUCAAAGUUACUAACAUUUUUAUCCACUUGGUUAUGGGUUGUUGUUAAAUAAAUCAGAACAGUGGGCUAGAAUUCGGAAUAGAUACGAACA
This is a messenger RNA of Schistosoma curassoni, 1090 nucleotides long. The record is from the annotation of a GenBank genome assembly. Lineage: Eukaryota; Metazoa; Platyhelminthes; Trematoda; Strigeidida; Schistosomatidae.